Molecule: messenger RNA, 1632 nt
Organism: Caretta caretta (loggerhead turtle)
Lineage: Eukaryota; Metazoa; Chordata; Testudines; Cheloniidae
Product: acidic mammalian chitinase-like
Biological process (GO): chitin catabolic process; carbohydrate metabolic process
Cellular component (GO): extracellular region
Molecular function (GO): chitin binding; chitinase activity
Source: RefSeq, a predicted model, not a curated record
GUACUUCUGAGUUCCCUCGGUGGGACAUUCCCUUGGAAGGAAAGAUGGGAAAGGUGUUGCUGUGGGUCGCUUUGGCCAUUCUGGUGCAGUUGCAGCUGGGCUCUGCCUACAAACUUGUGUGUUACUUCACUAAUUGGUCUCAGUACAGGCCAGAACCUGCCAAGUACUUCCCAAACAAUGUGGACCCAAAUCUAUGCACCCACUUGGUCUAUGCCUUUGCAACUAUGAAUCAAAAUAAGAUUGCCCCAUAUGAAUGGAAUGAUGAAGAUAGACUCUUCCCAGAAUUUCAAGCACUAAAGAAAAGAAACGACAAACUUGUAACCAGCCUGGCUAUUGGAGGGUGGAACUUUGGCACUCAGAAAUUCACUGAAAUGGUUGCCUCACCAGUUAAUCGUAAAACGUUCAUUGACUCGGUGAUCGCAUACCUCCGUAAGUUUGGGUUUGAUGGGAUCGACCUGGAUUUUGAAUACCCAGGUUCUAGAGGUAGCCCCCCCGAGGACAAACAUCGCUUCACCAUCUUGAUUCAGGAAAUGCUGGAAGCCUUUAAAGCUGAGGCUGCAAGCACUGGACUCCCAAGGCUGUUGGUUACCGCAGCGGUAUCUGCUGGCAAAGGAACUAUUGACGCUGGAUAUGAAAUUGCUGAGAUAGGGAAGCUUCUCGAUUUCAUCAGCGUGAUGUCCUACGACUUCCAUGGAGGCUGGGAUUCCUUCACAGGGCACAACAGCCCGCUCUAUGAAGGCUCUGCCGACUAUGGUGACUUCAAGUACUUCAACUGUAAAUAUGCCAUGGAAUACUGGAACGAUAACGGUGUCCCAGCCGAGAAGCUCCUGAUGGGAUUCCCCACCUACGGGCGUACCUUUAGGCUUAGCAGCAGUGACACAUUUGUUGGUGCCCCAGCCUCUGGGGCUGGGUCUUCUGGGCCUUACACCCGGGAAGCUGGUUUCUGGGCUUAUUAUGAGAUCUGCACAUUCCUAAAGACUGCUCAGGUACGAUGGAUUCAGGACCAGAAAGUCCCCUAUGCCGUUAAGGGGAAUGAAUGGGUUGGAUAUGACAACAUGUGCAGUUAUAAACACAAAGUCAAAUACUUGAAGGAGAAACAUUUUGGAGGUGCCAUGGUGUGGGCUAUUGACCUGGAUGAUUUCCAGGGCUCUUUCUGCAAUGAAGGAAAGUAUCCUCUAAUAAGUGAGCUGAAGAGACUCCUCGAAACAAAAGAUCCGAUUGUGCCCAACUGCCCGACAGACAUCCCUCCACCAGACCCCACGCCUUCUCCAGAUGACAGUACAACUACCUCUCCAGUUAUUCCCCCAACUGAGGGGGGAGAUGGUUCAUUUUGUGCUGGUAGACAAGAUGGUACCUAUGCCGACCCCAAAGAUAAUACAAAAUUCUACGUAUGUGCUGGAGGCAGGACUCACCACUUUACCUGUGCAGCUGGCCUCGUCUUUGAUGAGAGCUGCAAGUGCUGUAAUUAUCCAAAAUAUUAACCCCAGUCCCAGCUCAGAACAAACACUGAUGAGUAACAUACUGUAACUCGAAUCAUUCCCGGCAGAAUCCCUCUUGCCCUAUUAAAAAAAGCCAAGUGGUGGCAAUAAGGCACUAAUAUGUGUGUUGUCUGUCUGCUGUGUGAUUGGUGAC